AUGCAUCUCAACGACAGUAGCUCGGCCACUUUGGAUGAUGCGACCACGCAACUGGAUAUAGUGCAACCCGCAAUACCUGCACAAAUGUCGGACCGACCUAUAGAAGCUAAAAUCUCACACGAAAAUGAUUGGUACAAUCAAGAUUUCGAAGGCUUUAGAGUAUCUGAACACCCUUUAUACACAAAGCGUCACCUUAGGAUUGUUUGCGUGGGAGCGGGCGCUACUGGUCUUCAAAUUGCGUACAAAGCUGAACGAAUACUUCAGAAUGUCGAUUUGCAGAUUUACGAGAAAAAUAACGACAUCGGUGGCACUUGGCUCGAGAAUAGAUAUCCCGGGUGUACUUGUGACAUUCCAUCACAUGCAUAUCAAUUUACCUGGGCAAGAAACUCAAACUGGUCCCAAUUUUACUCGUCUUCUCAGGAGAUUUGGCAGUACUUCAAGGACAUUGCAACCAAAUUCAACCUCGAGAAAUACAUCCAGUUCAAGACAGUUGUUAAAUCGGCUGUCUGGCAUGAGGCCCGCGGUCAGUACGAACUGAAGAUACGCAAUGCAGAUGGAGCCCAAGUCGUGGACUGGUGUGAUGUCCUAAUCAGCGGCUCUGGCAUUUUAAAUUCGUGGAAGUACCCUGAUAUCCCGGGCCUUGACACUUUCAAAGGCAAACUUAUGCAUAGUGCCAAAUGGGAUGAGUCUUAUGAUCUUACUGGCAAGAAGGUCGCUGUCAUUGGAGGCGGUUCGUCUGCUGUCCAGCUGAUCCCCUCCAUCCAACCCAAAGUCAAGCACCUAAAGGCAUUUCUCCGAUCUCCAGUAUGGAUUACCACUGGGUUCGGCGCCAAAUAUGCUGCGAAGGACGGCACAAAUUUCCAAUACUCAGAAGAACAAAAGAAACAAUUCGAGGAAGACUCUGAGAGCUACAAUCAAUACUGCCGUGAUGUCGAGGGGGAGCUCAACAAGAGAUUCUCCUUGAUGCAUACUCAAGACAAGGACCAGCUGGACUCACGAUCUUCCACGAUGGCGAUGAUGACGGAACAAUUGAACGGAGAUCCCACGUUGACCAAGCGGAUGAUUCCCGAAUUCGCCCUGGGCUGUCGUCGUAUGACACCCGGAAGUGGAUACUUACAGUCCUUAACGAAAGAAAACGUCGAGACCAUCCACAAAUCGGUGAUCAGACUGACAGAGACCGGGAUCGUUGACGAGUCUGGUACUGAGCAUGAGGUCGAUGUUGUUAUCUGUGCCACAGGUUUCGAUACUUCCUUCACACCUCAUUUUGACCUGACUGGUCGCGAUGGUGCAAAUAUCAAAAAGCAAUUUGGUGACUUCCCCGUGGGAUAUCUAGGGGUUACAGUCGAGAACUUUCCUAACUUCUUUCUUCUCAUUGGGCCCAAUGGCCCAACAAGUCACGGCUCACUCCUACAGGUAUUAGAGUGGUACACCCGUUACGCAUUUCAGGUUAUCGAAAAAUUCCAAACUGAAGGAAUCAAAACAUUUGAGCCCAAGAAGAGUGUGAUCAAAGAUCACUAUAAUUAUACCCACGAGUUCAUGAAGCGAAUGGUAUGGUCCUCAGGUAAGCGAACUCGCAUGUUGAUAAUAGCAGUUUAUAUUGACAAGAAUGUACACCCAGCCUGUAGAUCUUGGUUCAAGAAUGGCAAAGUCCAUGGUCCUGUCACAGCUAUCUAUCCGGGUAGCCGGCUACAUUUCUUUGAAUUGCUGAAACAGGUGAGGUGGGAGGAUUAUGAGCUUACUUACCUUUCGAAGAACAGAUUUCAGUUCCUCGGGAACGGGUAUACCCACUGUGAGAUUGGCGACGACACUGAUUCAGUCUGGUAUCUUGAUGAUCCAUUCAACAGGGUCUGA
Exophiala bonariae is the source of this 1851-nucleotide messenger RNA. RefSeq lists its product as uncharacterized. The transcript has 3 exons. The record is from RefSeq and is a predicted model, not a curated record. Gene Ontology annotation, molecular function: N,N-dimethylaniline monooxygenase activity; flavin adenine dinucleotide binding; NADP binding. NCBI's taxonomy places the organism in Eukaryota, Fungi, Ascomycota, Eurotiomycetes, Chaetothyriales, Herpotrichiellaceae. Bases 1 to 1851 code for a protein of 616 amino acids.